AUGUCUACUACCACAGUGACUCUGACAAUGGCCCAAGCCGACCAAGCAGAGUGUACCUGUCCCAGCUGUGGCAUCAGUCUGCCCAGCCCCUCCAUUGCUCUCGACGCCCAGAAGCAGAUCGAGGACCUCCAAGCGCAAGUCCGGCUUCUAACGCAAAAGGCCACCGCAGCUGUGGACAAAUGGGCCGACUACGAAGACGAGAUCGCCCAGCUGCGCGCCCAGAACAGCCAGCUCCAACCCGAAGGCCGUCCCGAGUCCGCCAUAAGCAGCGUGCCCUUCGACGAGCGCUCGCCCUCUCCCACGCGAAACUCCAAUUCCUCAUCGACCCCCAGCGGGGGGCUCUCGAACCGACUCUCGGCCUUCCUCUCAUCGCGCAAAUCGACGCCGAAUCUCAAAUCGCACCCCUUCCCGCCGCCCGUCACGCCCCCCUCCACGACCGACCUCGUGGCCGCGCUGAACCGCGAGCAGAGCCUGCGCGAGGGCGCCGAGCGCAAGCUGAGCGAGGCGUCCGGCGAGCUGGAGGAGCUCAGCGCCCAGCUCUUCAUGCAGGCUAAUGAGAUGGUGGCCGCGGAGCGCAAGGCGCGCGCCAAGCUCGAGGAGCGCGUCGAGGUCCUGGAGCGCCGCGACGGCGAGAAGCGCAAGCGGCUGGAGCGGCUCGAGGGCGCGGUCCAGCGCAUCGAGAGGGUGAGAGGCUUGCUGGCUCCCGGCAUGCCGCGCUGA
Amorphotheca resinae ATCC 22711 is the source of this 720-nucleotide messenger RNA. RefSeq lists its product as hypothetical. Lineage: Eukaryota; Fungi; Ascomycota; Leotiomycetes; Helotiales; Amorphothecaceae. Gene Ontology annotation, biological process: exocytosis. The record is from RefSeq and is a predicted model, not a curated record. The transcript is spliced from 2 exons. Gene Ontology annotation, cellular component: Golgi to plasma membrane transport vesicle; cell tip. Gene Ontology annotation, molecular function: guanyl-nucleotide exchange factor activity. The coding region runs from base 1 to 720 and encodes 239 amino acids.